Brassica napus (rape) is the source of this 846-nucleotide messenger RNA. RefSeq lists its product as uncharacterized. Bases 286 to 699 code for a protein of 137 amino acids. The record is from RefSeq and is a predicted model, not a curated record. Lineage: Eukaryota; Viridiplantae; Streptophyta; Magnoliopsida; Brassicales; Brassicaceae. The transcript is spliced from 2 exons.
GAAGAUCUUCAAUUCUCACGGUCUGACGCAAGAGUUGAUUCGAAAAUUAUAAAAUUUUCUCAUAACAAUUUUUUGAGAAAAAAAUAGAAGAAAAAAUGAUUGUUGGCCCGAAGAGAUGAGGAAUGAACGGAUCAUGUAAUACACCCCUGAAAAAAAAUCAAAACAUGUGGUCAUGUUAUGCCCAAAAAUAAAGUUUCACGUGCAGUUGGAAACACAGUUGGAAACAGAGAACAUUCUUUCUUCAAAAAAAAAAAAAGUUAGAGAGGUAUUACCAGAAAAGCAAAGAUGGGCUGCAUAGGUCUUAUCAAUUUAACAGGUACCAAUAUUUAUCGGCCUGUGCUUACAAGAACAUCAAACAAACCCUACAGCACAAGAGGACCAUCGAUGGCUGCUAUUCGAGCUGAGUCAGUUGCUACUGAGAUAUUAGGAAUCUUUGUCGAGAAGAAUCCUCCCGAGUCCAAACUCACCCAACUCGGUGUUCGUAGUUGGCCCAAGUGGGGUUGUCCUCCAAGCAAGUUUCCAUGGACUUACGAUGCAAAGGAGACUUGUUUUCUGCUAGAGGGGAAAGUGAAAGUGUACCCUGAUGGGUCCGAUGAAGGCGUAGAGAUUGAAGCAGGCGACUUUGUUGUUUUCCCUAAAGGGAUGAGUUGCACUUGGGAUGUAUCCGUUGCUGUUGAUAAGCACUACCAAUUCGAGUGAAUGGCUAUCAGUUUCUGCUCCGCAUAUUUGGUGAUAUGUUCGAUAUAACUUCACUGUCUUUGUAUGUUGACUUAAUUUUGUGUGUCAUGUAUCAGUCUAUGCAUUACUGGGAUUUAUUUGCUUUGAUAUCUAAGUGAUUUCUCCUAA